AUGCCUGACGGGCCUAUCACAUAUUCGAAUUCGCUAGCGUCGCGCGCCACUGCUUUUGCCCUCCUCGGCCUAGUCGAGGGGCCCUUCGCUCUCUCUUCUCUUUUCCUUUCCCUCCUCCUCCCCUUCCGUAAUAAGCCUCCGCCAACCCACUGUUCAUCAAAAACAGCUUAUUUCGUCUUCGACAAACCUAAUUCUCCUCGGUUCGUCCAGUCACUCGCUAAAGUCUUUGAGACUCUUUACAUUCGUUGGAACCACCAUACAACCGUCGUUCUCGAUAACCAAUACAACCCCGUAAUAAUCGACUUGACCGUCAAAAAAACUUUCCACACACUCAAAAUGAAGUUCUUCUACCCUCUCGCUCUGGCCCUCGCUGCCGUUGUUGCCGCCGCCGAUGAUGACUGCGACGCCGCUCCCAUCGUCGAGGCCUGCCUGACCAGCGAGAACGCAAAGGUCAAGGACUGCAACGCCACCGACUACGACUGCCUUUGCGCCGCCUACCAGGCCGUUGCCACCUGCUACAACAACUGCCCCAAGGACUCCCGCGCCGCGCCCGCCCAGGGCCAGGUGACAAUCUACUGCCAGCAGGCCUCCCUCUACGGCUCCGCCGCCAUGCGCAAGACCCAGUCCGUCGUCUCGGCCACCGGCUCCGCCUCCGCUGCCGUCGCUUCCAACUCGGCCUCCGCUACCGCCGCCGCCACCGGCACCAGCGCCUCUGGCAGCUCUGCCUCUGCCACCGCCUCGGCCAGCUCCAGCUCCAGCUCCGCCAACAUUGGCGUCGGCCAGCUCGCCCGCAACACUGGCGGUGUUCUCCUCGCCGUUGCCGGUGUUGUUGCCGCUGUCCUCUAA
Colletotrichum paranaense is the source of this 846-nucleotide messenger RNA. RefSeq lists its product as uncharacterized. NCBI's taxonomy places the organism in Eukaryota, Fungi, Ascomycota, Sordariomycetes, Glomerellales, Glomerellaceae. The coding region runs from base 1 to 846 and encodes 281 amino acids. The record is from RefSeq and is a predicted model, not a curated record. The transcript has 3 exons.